Molecule: messenger RNA, 2871 nt
Organism: Trichoderma reesei QM6a
Lineage: Eukaryota; Fungi; Ascomycota; Sordariomycetes; Hypocreales; Hypocreaceae
Exons: 3
Biological process (GO): nucleoside metabolic process
Molecular function (GO): catalytic activity; protein binding
Source: RefSeq, a predicted model, not a curated record
UUUACCCUUGGACGGAUCGGAGAGCACAAUGUUGUCAUUGCUUCUUUGCCGUUUGGAGAGUACGGGACAGCUUCAGCAGCAACGGUCGCCAACGAUAUGUCACACAACUUCCCCAACAUCAGGUUUCGUCUGAUGGUCGGUAUUGGAGGCGGCGCGCCCAACAACAAGCACGAUAUCCGCUUAGGAGAUGUUGUGGUCAGCGCUCCUUGCAAUGGACAUAGCGGUGUCAUGCAAUAUGACUUCGGCAAGACGGUUCAAGGCCAGCCGUUUCAACCGACGAGGUAUCUGGACCAGCCACCGAUGGUCCUCAGAACCGCCAUGAGUGGCCUGGCAGCGCAAUACGAACACAGAGGCCAUCGCAUUGAAGACGAUUCGUUGAUUGUGCGGCCACCUCGACCUCCAAGCCAGAGACUCGUUAUCCACUAUGGACUCGUUGCGUCUUCCAACCAGUUGAUGAAAGACGCGAUAGUCCGCGACCACCUGUCUUCACAGUAUAACAUACUGUGCUUCGAGAUGGAAGCGGGCGGCCUCAUGAAUCAAUUUCCCUGCCUGGUCAUCCGAGGGAUAUGCGACUAUUCCGACUCACACAAGAACAAAGCAUGGCAGGGCUAUGCUGCAAUGACGGCGGCGGCAUAUGCAAAAGAUCUCAUCAAGAGGGUCUCCCCGCCCAACUCCAGCGCUGGGCAGGGCACAAACAACACGAGCUUGUCCACCCAACUCCAGGCCACCCAGGACAGAUCGUACACAUUCAGCAGCGAAGAAAGAUGCCAAUUGCUGAAGUCGCUGCGCUUUGAUCAAAUCGACGCUCGCCAGAUGACCAUCAAGAAAGCUCAUGUUAAGACAUGCCAAUGGCUGCUGCAAAGGCCCGAAUAUCUUGAUUGGCUGGAUCCAGCAAAGUUCCAAGAGCACCACGGAUUCCUAUGGAUCAAAGGCAAACCAGGAACUGGAAAAUCGACGCUGAUGAAGUUCGCUCUUCGAAAUGCUCAGAGGAAAAGGGGAGGGAAGAUCAUCAUUCACUUCUUCUUCAAUGCGCGGGGAGAGGACUUGGAAAAGUCUACGGUGGGAAUGUAUCGAUCACUUCUCUCACAGCUCCUCGAGAGAAUUCCAUCUCUCCUAGAUACUCUCGAAGUACCAGGAUCCAUAGCGCGAUCUGGCGAGGAUCACCACUGGAACACGGAGAUAUUGACUGAUUUGCUCGAACAAGCCGUCCAGAAUCUUGAAGGGUUCAACGUUUUGUGCUUCAUCGAUGCCUUGGAUGAAUGUGAAGAAGACCAUGUUCGCGACAUGAUCAGGUUUUUCGAAACUGUGGGCGAGUCCAUUACAGCUGGGACUUUCCGCGUUUGCUUUUCAAGCCGCCAUUAUCCGCAUAUCACAAUCUCGAAAGGCUUGGGUCUUGUUCUCGAAAGCCAAGAAGGGCAUACCCAAGACAUCACCAGUUAUAUUGACAGCGAGCUCAUGAUUGGAAGAGAAGCUCUUGCGACACAGCUUCGCACCGAACUCCGAGAAAAAGCAGGGGGGAUUUUCAUGUGGGUUGUCCUUGUCGUCGGUAUUCUAAACAAGGAAUACGACAGCGGGAGAGUCAAGGACUUACGGAAAAGGUUGCAAGAGAUUCCAGGAGAUCUCCAUGAGCUCUUUCGCAACAUUUUGACGCGCGAUAGUCAAAACACCAAUCAGCUCCUUCUUUGCGUUCAAUGGGUACUUUUCGCGAAACAGCCUUUGGAGCCACAAGAGCUGUACUUUGCCCUGCUUUCCAACGAGAUGUAUCGAUGGAACACCGAAGAAAUCACGCUGGCUGAUAUGGGGAGAUUCAUACUGGAUUCAUCGAAAGGACUUGCCGAAACGACCAACUCCAAAACUCCAACGGUGCAGUUCAUCCAUGAAUCAGUCAAGGACUACCUACUCAAAGAAGAUGGUCUGAAGCAGAUUUGGUCCGAUCUCGGGGCAAAUUAUGUCGGGGAAAGUCACAACAAACUCAAACGAUGUUGUCUGGACUAUAUCACCCUCGGCAAACGGGCUUAUGGCGACGCCAUGGAUCUCACACUCAAGGCUUCAUCCUCGGAAGCAAAAGCACAACGCAAAGCUGCGAAUGGUUCCUUUCCAUUUCUGCAAUAUGCUGUGAAGAACAUUUGGCACCAUGCAAAUGAAGCACAAGCGGGCAAUGUUGAUCAAGCCGAAUUUCUCAGGACCUUCCAGCUCUCUGACUGGGUGAGACUUGACAACUUCUUUGCAAAACACGACACCAGACGACACAGAGAGACUGUCAGCAUUGUCUAUAUCUUGGCUGAAAAUGACGCGGCACAUCUGACCAAACUUUAUCCAGCCCGCUCGUUCGUCGCCGAGGAAAGUGACCAAUAUGGGCUACCGAUAUUUGCGGCGUUCGCCACCGAUAGCAGGGAAGCUGUCCGAGCAAUGCUCGAUGCUUACGUGGAGACGGAGCCUUCAUUUCGUGGCGUUGCCCAGUAUUUUCACCGUAAUGAGGCCGAGCAAAGUGGUAUCGUGGCUGAUGUAAAAGACAAGAAUGGCAGGACACCCUUAUCUCACGCAGCAGAGCAGAACAUGGACUGCGAAGUCCAACUGCUGCUCGGCAAAGGCGCAAAGGUUGACACAGAAGAUCAACAAGGCAGAACGCCAUUAUCAUAUGCAUCGCAGAAGGGAGGCGAGAAGACAGUCAAACGUCUUCUGAAGAGCCAUGCAUCUGUCGAUGCACGCGAUCGUCACGGCAGAACGCCGCUGUCAUAUGCCUCGAAAUAUGGUCAUGCGGGCGUCGUCGGCUUGUUACUUGACACAUGUGCAGAAGUUGAUGCGAAAAAUGAGCACGGCAAGACACCCUUAUCAUACGCAUCAAUUGCUGGGCACACGGCAAUAGCCAAA